UAGGGGAUGUUACUUUCAAGAAGGUUUGGAAAUAACGAUGGAUAUGGAAGUUGAGACUGCAUACAAGAGAUCAUUACAGACAGUUCUAGAUUUUGUUGAUCGUGAAUUAAAUACAAGCAAAACGCAGGUCUUCUUUCGCACAUAUGCCCCUGUCCAUUUCAGAGGAGGAGACUGGAGAAACGGGGGAAACUGUCACCUGGAGACACUUCCAGAGCUAGGUUCUUCAUUGGUACCGUCGAACAAUUGGGAAAUGUAUAACCUUUUCAGCAAUGUAGUUUCAGCUCACUUGAACUCGUCAAAUGCGGAAGCAGUAGAAGUACUAAAUAUAACUCAUAUGACCGCGAGGAGAAAAGAUGGGCACUCAUCUUUGUAUUACUUGGAUCCUAGUGUUGGUCCUGUGCCUCCCCACAGGCAGGACUGCAGCCAUUGGUGUCUGCCUGGCGUCCCAGAUGCAUGGAAUGAGCUCCUGUAUGCUAUCUUUCUAAAACAUGAGAAUCUGCAAUUCAGAAAUCGUUACUUUGGGCACAUGGAUGAUUCUUAGCAAGUGUAUAUAUACUCUGUGACUAGGAACAAUUUACUCCCCUGGACACCAAUGAGGUGGUAUUCUUAUGUCGGAAAAGGCAGAAGAAAAGGAGGAUUUUGUGGGAGUAUAGCGGUGAGUGUAGAUCAACUGAAAAAUGUAUGUUCAAGCUGUUGGGAACAUGAGACUCCAUGUAAACAAGGGUCUUAGUCAGACACCAUUUUUGUUUUGUUUUGUUUUCUUUCUGGUUGAUGGUGAAAGAAGCCAGCUUUUGGGCAAAUGAGUUAAGAAGGGUUCUCUUCUUUGUAUUUUUCCUCCAGCAUUCGGAGCAUAGCUGUAGUGGAAAGCAUUACCUUUACCAUAGGAUCAAUUGUUAAUAAACUAGUUCUCAUCACAUAUAUUGCUGUCUUAAUUGCUGGAGAUCAGGUAUUUGCU
Molecule: messenger RNA, 955 nt
Organism: Coffea arabica (coffee)
Lineage: Eukaryota; Viridiplantae; Streptophyta; Magnoliopsida; Gentianales; Rubiaceae
Product: protein trichome birefringence-like 10
Cellular component (GO): Golgi apparatus
Molecular function (GO): O-acetyltransferase activity
Source: RefSeq, a predicted model, not a curated record